AUGGCCGCCUCCAAGGACAUGGAAGCUUCUCCGCAGGCCACCCAUCAAGAGGUACCUGGCAUAUCGGAGAAGUCUCUCGACGGCGAUGAAGAAACCAGUCGCUAUGUGGAUGGCCCAGGAGUUGAGAUUGACGCGGCGACCAACAAGCGCCUGUUUUGGAAGAUUAACCGUCGCAUUCUUGUGAUCCAGCUGGUCACCUACUUUUGUCAGUCCUUGGAUAAAGGAACGUUGAACUUUGCGUCUAUCAUGGGUAUCAAGACUGACGCUCAUCUCGUGGGGCAACAAUAUUCGUGGCUUGGAACUAUUCUAUAUCUGGGUAUCCUCGUUGGAGAAUAUCCGCAAAACUUUUUGUUGCAGAAAUUGCCCGUAGGAAAGCUCCUCGCUGCCAAUGUGUUCUGUUGGGGAACCGUGGUGGCAUGUUCCGCUGCGACGACCAAUUUUGGUGGCCUCAUGGCUCUUCGGUUUCUGUUGGGCUUUUUCGAGAGUUGUGUGCAGCCAGCAAUGAUGUUACUGACUUCUAUGUGGUACACGAGAGAAGAACAAUCCAUGUUGAACUCACUCUGGUACUGCAUGACAGGACUGCAGCUAAUGGUUGGCGGUCUCCUUGCCUUUGGUGUCUCGCAUUUCACCAACGGUCCCAUUAAAAACUGGCAACUGCUCUUCCUCGUCCUCGGUCUAGCAGCAGUCGUAUGGUCCUUUUUCAUAGCCAUUCUUCUUCCCGACAGCCCUAUGAAAGCCAAGUGCUACAGCGAAGAAGAAAAGCGUCUCAUGGUUGAGCGCGUGCGCCACAACGAGACCGGUAUCCAAAACAAGAAAUACAAAAAGUAUCAGAUUAUUGAGGCACUCACGGAUCCUCUUGUCUGGUGUUGCGUCCUGCUGAUUACGGUUGCAAACUUGGUCAUUGGCGGACUUGGUGUUUUCUCCAAUCUUAUUAUUGAACAGUUUGGCUUUACUCUGCUCCAGACGCAGCUUCUCAAUAUUGCCCAGGGUGGUUUGACAAUAAUUGUUAUGGUCUCGUCGGCAUGGGCAUCUCAGAAAUCAGGGCAGACAUGUUUCAUUAUGCUGCUUUGGACUAUCCCAGCUAUUGUCGGCACCAUCGUCAUCCUCGUCGUAACUCCAAAUGCAUCAAAUGCUGGUGGGAUGCUUAUCGCCUUCUACUGUACACAGUUCUUCCUUGCCCAGGGUAACAUGAUCAUUUCUCUCGUCACACGUAACAUUGCUGGGCAGACGAAGAAGGGCAUCACCAUGACUCUAGUCUUUGUUGGCUGGGCUGUGGGUAACCUGAUCGCCCCGCAGAUCUUCCAGGAGAAAGAUGCUCCUAGAUAUCUACCAGGCUUUAUUGUGCACCUUGUCGUUUAUGGAGUGUAUCUGCUCUUGGUGGUGGUUACAAGGAUUGUUCUUUUGGCAAGAAACCGACAGAAGGCAGCGCAGGUCGCCGAGAUCAGUCAUGAUCUGGCUUUUCAGGAUUUGACUGAUCGAGAGAAUCCGAACUUUCGCUAUGUUUACUAA
This is a messenger RNA of Trichoderma harzianum CBS 226.95, 1509 nucleotides long. RefSeq lists its product as hypothetical. Bases 1 to 1509 code for a protein of 502 amino acids. The transcript is spliced from 5 exons. NCBI's taxonomy places the organism in Eukaryota, Fungi, Ascomycota, Sordariomycetes, Hypocreales, Hypocreaceae. The record is from RefSeq and is a predicted model, not a curated record. Gene Ontology annotation, biological process: transmembrane transport. Gene Ontology annotation, cellular component: membrane. Gene Ontology annotation, molecular function: transmembrane transporter activity.